GCCAAGCGCUGCAAACGGCAAUAAAGCAAAUUCAAUUGUGACUGCGGUUGUCAAACAAUUCUUGCGUGUCGGGUGUGUGCAGUAUCGAGUUCUGGCCAUAACUACUUCUGCUAAAAGCGAACGAGCUCGCAAACAAGGCCGAGCCGGGCACAAUUUUUGCUGUUUCACGGACGGACCAGGAAGGACCACGCAGCAGCGGAAAGGAGCGAAACGGAAAGAGCCACAUUAAAAUGGCUUUGAAUGGCUUUGGUCGGCGUGUCAGUGCGUCUGUCCUUUUAAUCGCCUUGUCGCUGCUCAGCGGAGCGCUGAUCCUGCCGCCGGCUGCGGCGCAGCGUGACGAGAACUAUCCACCGCCGGGCAUCCUCAAAAUGGCCAAGCCCUUCCACGACGCGUGUGUGGAGAAGACGGGCGUCUCCGAGGCUGCCAUCAAGGAGUUCAGCGAUGGGGAGAUCCACGAAGACGAGAAGCUCAAGUGCUACAUGAACUGCUUCUUCCACGAGAUCGAAGUGGUGGACGACAAGGGGGACGUGCACCUGGAGAAGCUCUUCGCCACCGUCCCGCUCUCCUUGCGCGACAAGCUGGUGGAGAUGUCCAAGGGCUGCGUCCAUCCGGAAGGCGACACGCUGUGCCACAAGGCCUGGUGGUUCCACCAGUGCUGGAAGAAGGCCGAUCCCAAGCACUACUUCUUGCCGUGAACACCUGGCCGAGCUCGCUCCGCGGAUCACCCGUUGCCGACCCCGCUCUAUUUAUGUGGUAGCUUAGUUUCUGCUAGUUUUCAAUAGCUGUCGAGUAAUAAACGUAGGUGAGUUGUGCAUGCAA
Drosophila erecta is the source of this 819-nucleotide messenger RNA. RefSeq names its product general odorant-binding protein 83a (gene Obp83a). The coding region runs from base 231 to 695 and encodes 154 amino acids. The record is from RefSeq and is a predicted model, not a curated record. NCBI's taxonomy places the organism in Eukaryota, Metazoa, Arthropoda, Insecta, Diptera, Drosophilidae. The transcript has 5 exons. Gene Ontology annotation, molecular function: odorant binding. Gene Ontology annotation, biological process: sensory perception of smell.